Molecule: messenger RNA, 1278 nt
Organism: Volvox carteri f. nagariensis
Lineage: Eukaryota; Viridiplantae; Chlorophyta; Chlorophyceae; Chlamydomonadales; Volvocaceae
Exons: 8
Coding region: 1-1278 (425 amino acids)
Source: RefSeq, a predicted model, not a curated record
AUGAUGGGAAAGCAGCUGCUCACAAAGACCCCGCAGGCCGUAUGGGCCCAGGUCCUGCAACCCGGCGACACGGCGGUGGAUGCCACGUGCGGUAACGGCCACGACACGCUGUUCCUGGCUCAGGCAGUUGGGCCUCGUGGGCACGUGCACGGAUUCGACAUCCAGGACGCCGCCAUCAGCGCCACCAGGGAGCGGGUGGAGGCGCACCUGACUGCCAGCAGCCGACCCACCAUCACCCUGCACCACACCUGUCACUCGGGACUUCGGGAGCUGUGCGGGUCGGGGGUGGCGCGUGUGGUGGCCUUCAACUUGGGCUACCUGCCCGGCACGGGUGACAAGCGGGUCAUCACCGCCACGCAAUCGACUGUGGCGGCGGUGGAGGCCGCCUUGGAGGUAGUGUGCGUGGUGAUGCCCGGCGGCAUUAUCAGCAUCUUGGCGUAUGUGGGUCAUCCGGGGGGGCAGGAGGAGUACGAAGCAGUUGGGCGGCUGGUUUCGGAGCUCAGUCCGUCAUACUGGUGCGAAGGGUUGGGUUGCAGGACUGCACGAGCUAGGGCCUUCUGCGCUUCGGCCACCGACUCGGGUUGUAACUCAAGUACUGCCACCGUAAGCAAGUCCCGGAAAGCCGUCGUGCGUUCCCGAGUUGGUAGCGGCCCAAGCUGCGGUUGGGCCAGCAGUAAGAUGUGCUCCACUGCCGCCGCUGCAGCGUGCAGCGGUAGCGUUUCCCUGGAGUUUGCAGCACAAGCCGCUGCGGAUGUUCUUAAUACAUUGCGCACGGCCAUGGCCUGCUCUCCGGCCGGUCCUAACGGGACCCUGGAAUCCGAUGCAGUCGUGAUGGACGCCCUAAUCUUUCAUGUAGUGAAGGACCUUCCACCCUUCCUGCCUGUCAGGUUAGAGUUUGAGCGGGGUCAAGCCCAGACCAUGCCCCAGACCAUGCCCCAGACCAUGCCCCAGACCAUGCCCCAGACCAUGCCCCAGACCAUGCCCCAGACCAUGCCCCAGACCAUGCCCCAGACCAUGCCCCAGACCAUGCCCCAGACCAUGCCCCGGACCAUGCCCCAGACCAUGCCCCAGACCAUGCCCCAGACCAUGCCCCGGACCAUGCCCCAGACCAUGCCCCAGACCAUGCCCCAGACCAUGCCCCAGACCAUGCCCCAGACCAUGCCCCAGACCAUGCCCCAGACCAUGCCCCAGACCAUGGCUUCAAUGCAAACGUUCCAUCCUCGAGCUGACGACAGCCAUGCACCACCUAUGAGUAGUCCAUCCCUCAAGCCCUUCUAG